Molecule: messenger RNA, 4227 nt
Organism: Xyrichtys novacula (pearly razorfish)
Lineage: Eukaryota; Metazoa; Chordata; Actinopteri; Labriformes; Labridae
Source: the annotation of a GenBank genome assembly
AUGAGGUUAGCCCUGAAUAAGGCAGCCUCAGGAGAAGCAGGAAAAGAAAGCGCAGGGGAAAAAAGAGGAGAGAGAGCAGGGGUAGAGGAAGGGGGAAGAAAAAUUUAUGUUCUGUGUAAUAAAUUUCUAAAGUUGGUCCACAGCCCCAUAAGCUUUGCUGGCAGAGGCGGGAUUUAUGACCUAUACUGCAGCCCAUCAACAGAGGGUGCUGUUCUCGGAGUGGCUUCACCCCAUGAGGAGGCAGAUGGCGUCCAUUCUACACUCACCGGCCACUUUAUUAGGUACACCUGUCCAACUGCUCGUUAACACUUAAUUUCUAAUCAGCCAAUCACAUGGCGGCAACUUAGUGCAUUUAGGCAUGUAGACAUGGUCAAGACAAUCUCCUGCAGUUCAAACCGAGCAUCAGUAUGGGGAAGAAAGGUGAUUUGAGUGACUUUGAACGUGGCAUGGUUGUUGGUGCCAGAAGGGCUGGUCUGAGUAUUUCAGAAACUGCUGAUCUACUGGGAUUUUCACGCACAACCAUCUCUAGGGUUUACAGAGAAUGGUCCGAAAAAGAAAAAAUAUCCAGUGAGCGGCAGUUCUGUGGGCGGAAAUGCCUUGUUGAUGCCAGAGGUCAGAGGAGAAUGGCCAGACUGGUUCGAGCUGAUAGAAAGGCAACAGUGACUCAAAUAACCACCCGUUACAACCAAGGUAGGCAGAAGAGCAUCUCUGAACGCACAGUACGUCGAACUUUGAGGCAGAUGGGCUACAGCAGCAGAAGACCACACCGGGUGCCACUCCUUUCAGCUAAGAACAGGAAACUGAGGCUACAAUUUGCACAAGCUCAUCGAAAUUGGACAAUAGAAGAUUGGAAAAACGCUGCCUGGUCUGAUGAGUCUCGAUUUCUGCUGCGACAUUCGGAUGGUAGGGUCAGAAUUUGGCGUCAACAACAUGAAAGCAUGGAUCCAUCCUGCCUUGAAUCAACGGUUCAGGCUGGUGGUGGUGGUGUCAUGGUGUGGGGAAUAUUUUCUUGGCACUCUUUGGGCCCCUUGGUACCAAUUGAGCAUCGUUGCAACGCCACAGCCUACCUGAGUAUUGUUGCUGACCAUGUCCAUCCCUUUAUGACCACAAUGUACCCAACUUCUGAUGGCUACUUUCAGCAGGAUAAUGCGCCAUGUCAUAAAGCUGGAAUCAUCUCAGACUGGUUUCUUGAACAUGACAAUGAGUUCACUGUACUCAAAUGGCCUCCACAGUCACUAGAUCUCAAUCCAAUAGAGCAUCUUUGGGAUGUGGUUGAACGGGACAUUCGCAUCAUGGAUGUGCAGCCGACAAAUCUGCAGCAACUGUGUGAUGCCAUCAUGUCAAUAUGGACCAAGCUCUCUGAGGAAUGCUUCCAGCACCUUGUUGAAUCUAUGCCACGAAGAAUUGAGGCAGUUCUCAAGGCAAAAGGGGGUCCAACCCGUUACUAGCAUGGUGUACCUAAUAAAGUGGCCGGUGAGUGUAUAUACAUUCUAUGGGGACCACACACCAGAUACACAGACAGGGUUCUGAUAUACCUGAGUAAGAUAUACCUUUAGUACAAAGUAUCUGAAGUCUGAAGUCAGACUCCCAUACUGAGACAUUUUCUGUGCUCAGCCAUUUUUUCCCUCCAUGAAUUUACUUUUAGUCACAGGUCAGCUUCUCGACAUUGCUGCCAUGAUUUCAUGUUUCCUGCAGCAUCUCAAUAUAUUUAAUUGAAACUGUUAGUAUUAUAUCCCACUUGAGAUAGUUUUCUCAGAGAGCUUUGACAGAAAACUCACAGUAGUGUUAACUUAUAAGUUACUUGUAUGUACAAGAAAUGAUCUGGUGGAAACCAGUUCAUUAUCUUUUGAGCUUUAAAAUAAUCAUCUUGUGGGAAUAAGUGGCUAUAUUUUAGUGCACAAAACAUUAAUUUGUGUGAAUAAGUCACUGAAAGCCUCCCGUGGACAGGUGUUGGGUCUUACUAAAAGAUAUUGGGCAUGUAAUGGUUUAGAUUUGUAACAAAUGUCUUCAGAUUAAUAUUUGAUGAUUACCUUGAAUUAUGACAUCUAUACACUCAGAUAUAGGGCAACCACCCACUUUUAAUAAAAGGGAAAUAAAAAAAAAGUUUAACUCAGAGGUUUAAUAUUAAGUCAAUCUUAAAUCAAUUUUGAAUCAGUUUCAUAUCUCAAAUAAGGCAACAAUCUGCAUGCAUCUUUUUAAGUAAUCCUAAUUAAAGAGUUUUUGAAUAAAUCCUACAAUUCUUUAUAGUUAAACCUAUUUAAUUAGUUUAUUACGAUCAACAUUAUUUGUUUCGUGCUCUACAAGUUUAAUCAAGUUGGUCUAACCUGAUUUUAAGUGAAAAGUUUUGGUGAUGUUUAAUUGUCCUCACAAAUAAAGGACUAGUGCUCUGAGCUGAAUGCAACUCUUGACUCUUUUUACAAAUAAAUUUAAACAAACAACAACUAUAAGUGCAAAACAAUACAUUUUGUGACAACAAGUUGUGGGAAAAUCAUAAACACAUUAUUUGCCAGUGGUGAAGUCUGUGUGAUACCCACUGGAAAAGUACAUAAAUUUCUGUAUCUACCCACUAGAAAAUGUGCAAAGGUACACAACAACCGAAGUUCUGACCACAACUGCACAGCUAUUUGCGGUAACCUGUUACUUUUUAAUUUUAAUAAAGUCUUCAAUUAAGAUAAUUCUGAAGGACCUGACAUUCUUAACUUUUAAUUAUAGCAGACACAUUUAAUCCAGUUCCGUUCUUGAGAUCCUGGAUUAAAGCUAGACUUAGUUUCUUAAGUGUCAGGCUAGCAACGGAUAGAAGUCUGGCCUGUAGAAGUCAGAGAAAUAUUUUCAUCUAUUAUGCCACGCUGGAUGAGUCAUGGUUCCCCUGCUGUGCUGAAUAUGAGAAUGCUCUUUGUAAAGCAUUUGAGCUUACAUGUGUGGGAACUCAUAUGUCAUGCCAAUCAAUUAGUCAUUGUUUCAGGUAAUAAUAUAAUAUAUCAUGCCAAUCAUUUAGUCAUUGUUUCAGGUGAUUAACUGUUUCCUUAUUGUGGUUACAUUAUGUUGUGUGCCCAUUGCAGGCAUGUACUGAUGAGUCAGAUAAUAAAGUUUAAAGCUAACACGGGGGCAAUUAAUCACUGUGUCACAAUGUAUAGACGAGAGACUCUCAGUAAAGAAAGAUUUUAGCUUAUGCCUAGAAGUUCCAAGUGUUGGUAAGUAUGGUUUUAAACUUUUCUGCUAUGCUGCCUUAACAGUCAUUUAUUAGAAGUGUUCCUUAUAAUCAUCAUGUGUCUAUGACCUUGACACAUGCUCUAUAUAAUGAUGUGCCUUUCAUAACAGAUGUGCAGGUGUAACUCAGAGAUGUGAACAACAGGAUGAGGGAGGAAGAUCACUCUGUCCUGAGAAGAUGUGGAGGUGUACAGGGAGGGUUUGCAUGCCCAGCUGUCUGAUCAGUGAGAACUCAGUGAAAGCACGGAAUACAUGACGCAAAUAAGAUAAAAAAAGAGACAGGCACUGUGUGCAUCCAAGGUCAACUUCCCCGAAACCACGGUUUCAGUCAGAUAAAAAAACAGAAGAAUGCGUGCUUGUUUGUCCGUAGAGAAACACUGGGGACUGCUGGUUAUGUAAACUUUCCGCCCAUAAAGAUGAUGAGACGCCUCAAGUGUAUAAAUGUUAACUACUGAAAAAUAGUAUUCAGACCACCUCAGAGAUACCAUUGGGUUGAUGUUGUGCUCUCCAAGAAAUAAAAGGUUGGUUGAAGACACCUUUUUGCCUCAUUGAAUCCUCUGUUAGUUAGGACAACUUCAACACUUGGUCCAAACAGGACCUACACAGUGUGGAACAGAGUACUCAUAUUUGUCCUUCACAAAGACACAAAAGAAUGUUAUAGUGUUAAGUCAGCAUGAACUGCCAUGAUGAAAUCUUUAAGCUGCUGUUCGUAUUUUAAUUUACUAACUUUUGAAACUGGUCCCUCAUAAUGCUAAUAACAUUGGCUGCACUAUCGUUCACUAAAAAUUCACCCUCAAAGGUACAAAGAGUCUCCAUUUUUUGCAUUUGAAGGAUUAUUUUAUUUCAGAAAAAUGUCAAACUUAAACAGAGACAAAAGCAUCUGGCUCUUGUCGUUUAACAGUUUAGACAAGAACCUUCAUUCACUGCUCUGUAAAUGCUCAACAGUUUUUCUUCUUUUCUUCUUUGAUCAUUAGGCUCAUCGACUUGACAGAAAAACAAACUAUUGAUGCUGCUUGGUGA